Erythranthe guttata (spotted monkey flower) is the source of this 6274-nucleotide messenger RNA. NCBI's taxonomy places the organism in Eukaryota, Viridiplantae, Streptophyta, Magnoliopsida, Lamiales, Phrymaceae. The record is from RefSeq and is a predicted model, not a curated record.
AUUCGGCACAGAAGAAAACAAACGCUUUUCUAAUGUAUAAAAUUGAGGAAUAAAAUAAUAUUAUUUAUUAGAUUUCCUAGGUGGUUUACCGGGAGAAAAGAGUUAUCAGUUCACGCAGAUGCUCCCUUUUACUUGAACAGAAUCCCUGCUCUUUCUAUUUGUUUGUUUUUCCCCUCUCUCUCUCUCCUCUCUCUCUCUCUCUCUCUCUUCUCUCUCUCAUCCUUGAAAAUGUUAUGCUUUGAGUUUCUCUUCGGCGUCCACCGCUACACAAGAUCUUGACCAGAAAUCAACAAUUCGCAGGAAAAUGUCAUGAAAUGCAGACUGUGAAGAAAUCAACCAAGGCUACGCUGUAGUGAAAUUCAACAAAAAAGAAAAAUUAAGAAGAAGAAAAAAAGUUGGUGGUUAGAGAAGCAAAGAAAGGAUUUUUUGCCAGUUUUACCCCUGUAAUGGCAGUGAGAAGUGAAGAAGAGUCUUCAGAACUGAAAGACGUACAGAUCGGCUGUUCUUGGAUUCCGACAACUCCCGCAAAACCCAAUUCGACAAAUCAGCAGCCGAUCUGCGGAGAAUGGCUAGAAAAUCACCUGGCUCGACCCAAUAGUACGAAUUUGUCCGAAUCGGAAAUGCUAAAUGGAGAAUCUCUGCAAACACAAAGCCAGACAUCAGCUGCAUGUUAUAAUAGUCCAGCACACGUAAGUAGAGACGAAGCCGUCAAAUCCCAUCUUAGCUCGGACUACCUAUCGGAAUUCGACACGUGGCAAGCGAGUAAGAGUACAAGUUCCCAUGUUUAUGUAGACAAUGCACGCGCGUACGACAAGUUCCCUGUAAAUGAUAUGGACAAAUGGCCCGCCAUGUCGUUCAGUAAUCUAUUGGCUCUAGCAGAUUCAGCCGGCAACAAAGGACCAGCGCAUAAUGUACCUGCUACGAGCACUUACGCUUCGACACCGCUUUUUCACCCCGAAAUUGAAGGUAGACAGUUCAUAAUCAGCUUUGGAAAUCCUGCACUGCAAGAUCACGAAAGUUCGGGAGCAAUAUAUGAUGCUGGGUUGAAUAUGGCGAUGCAUGGAAGUUCGGCAGCUUCUAGGCCUUCCUUUAAUCUCAAUUCACCCCCCAGAUCAAACACCAAUAUUGCAGCAUUGAGCAAGAGUGCAUCAUCCCGUUUUGCUCCUAUAACUCCAGGCAAGAACAGUAAAGCUGAGCAUAGGCAGGACUCUAAUUUCAUAGAUUUAAGCGUAGACGAGCUCCCAGCAGGAAAGAACUCACAAGAGAACAAAACCACAAUGUGUGGAGGAAUGGAGCUUCGCAAGAAGAAAGAAAAGUCUCAUCUGGUCGUCGAACAAUUGUGUGAAGACGACAACACGUCCACACAAUUGCAGGAGAAUCACAAGCCUGACAAGGAAGGUACCGAGGAAGCUGACAUGAUCAAAACCCCUCCACCAAAGGCGAGGAAGAAAAAGCACAGGCCGAAAGUCAUAAUCGAGGGUAAGAAACAAAGGACUCCUAAAUCGAGUGCAGUAAAACCUAGUGUUCAACAAGAAACCCCAAGUGGUGUAAAGAGAAAAUAUGUUCGAAGAAAAGCAGACGACAAUCCCAUAGAAGGGGAUUCAAACAAGAAGUCUCCUGGUCUUGCAAAUACAAAUACUCCAGGGGAAAAGAGGAAGUAUGAAAGGAAAAAACGAACCAACAAACCUGAAGGUGACGAUGACAUGCAUUGUAAGGAAACCGCCGAGACAGCUGAGAUAAAUGUUCCCCGUUAUACCAGGAGUUCGUGCAGAAGAUCACUCAACUUUAACUCAGAUACCCAAGCGAGAGACGAAAGCUCUUCGUACUGUCCACCUUCGAAUUGCAACAGUGACUCACAAGCAGAGAACUUUGAUGCAAAAGAUCAAUCAAGAAAUGGCAUGGAGAAAAAUGACGUGGACACUUCUCAAUUACAUACACACUCUAUAAAUCAGUUACAUGAAGAUUACCUCUCAAGGCCGGAACAACAUUCUCCAAUGUUCACAGAUCAAACUGUAUCCACCCGAGGGAAAUGCCAAAUCAUAUUCUCCGAUGUAACACAUGACAAAGAGGUCAAUACUGUUCCAGUGAGAAUGAAUAAUCCCGAUAGCCGAAUUACGCAAAUGAGUCAGAGUGAUUCCAUCUGCAGCAGCACAUGCUUGACUCCAGAAAGACGAGUGGGAGGCUUGAAAAGAAGAGGCACGGGUGCAGAUGCUGAAGCAGAACUCUACAACAGAAACGACAAUGGAGCAUUUUACAAUUCCUUGCAGGCGUACCUUCCUGCAUAUUCACAAAAUGCACAUAAUACUUACGGUUCUCCAGGAUUCCAGUUUCCAGCAAUUUACAAGAAAAAGAGGACUGAGAAGGUGUAUAAUAUGGUCUCAUCUUGCUCGCAGCAGUACACAGCAUCUACCUCAGACAACAAUAAUUUAAAACAUGAAAGGAACGAUGUCAGAUUUUCUUGCACGGAGCUUUUCGCAUCAAUAACCAAUCAGGGAUCUUCUGGUGCUCAAUUUCAAGUUGCUAAUUUUGCAGCUGAUGCUACUCAGAAUGGAAGGCAAAUUUUCGAAGACCUGUUAGCUUUGGGACCUACGGAGAGAAUCAAGAGGAGGAGAUCCAAAGGGGUUACUCGACUACGUGAUUUGUCUUCGCUGCUAAAAAUUUGUCAAGAACUGCCGUCAUCUUCAAGUAGAGAAGCAACAACAUGCAUGGAAGCCCUUGUAGCCGACACUUGCUCAAAAACGGCAAAAAAGAAACGAUCAAAGAGAAGCAUGAUUAUGAAUUCUGCACAAAAUUCAUACAGUCACCAAUCAAUGGGACCACCAUUGGCUCUAACGUGGAAAUGCAUGUCACCAGUUGACUCGCUCAUUGACCAACUUGACCGACUAGAUCUCAAUGCAGAGAGGUGCCGACCAUCAGGACAAGAGCAGAAUCCAUUUAUGGCAUACCACAGAGAUUAUCAACUGCAACAUGCACUUGUUCCGUUUCGAAGAUAUGGUGAUGUUGUCCCUUAUGAUAGUUCAUUUGAUCAAGUCAAGAGAAGGCGGCCAAGGCCUAAAGUUGAGCUUGAUGACGAGACUAGUAGAGUGUGGAAACUUUUGUUGGAAAAUAUAAACAGCGAAGGAAUUGACGGAACAGACGAAGAAAAGACAAAAUGGUGGGAAGAAGAACGAAGAGUAUUCAAUGGAAGGGCAGAUUCGUUCAUUGCACGCAUGCAUCUUGUACAAGGGGACAGACGCUUUUCACCGUGGAAGGGGUCAGUUGUUGACUCUGUAGUUGGUGUUUUCCUCACACAGAAUGUUUCGGAUCAUCUCUCCAGCUCUGCCUUCAUGUCACUUGCUGCACGAUUCCCCCUCGAAACAGAUACGCAGCAUGAAGAAUUUCAUGAAGAGGGACUGGGUACCGAAAUGAAAGAACCUGAGGUGUGUGAGCUGGAUUCUCAUGGAGACUUUGGAUCGAACAAAGAUAUCUUAAAAGAGUCGGUUAGUGGAGAGGUUACCGAGAUGCUUCAGGACUUUAAAGAUGAUAGUGUUAGAGAAGUGGACAGUGGCAAUUCUGUUGGGAACAGUUUUGACGGGAUUGUCUUAAAAGACAACUUUAGAAGCCAAUCAACUGAUACAUGUAAAGAUUGUCCGGUUAUGUCCCAUGAAACUGUUGCAAACGAAACGGCAAGUUUGGUUGAGGAAGGAAAAGACGCAGUAGAAGACACUCUUUCUUCUCAGAACUCUGUAGAUUCUCCAAUUGCACAAAACGCUGAAAGGAGUAAUUCUUGCUUACUGAGCACCGCAGAAGAGGAACCAAUAGCAGGAGUUACAGCAGAUAGGUUCACCAGCUCUACUCCGUUUGUAAAGCUUCUACAAAUGGCUGGCACUGUACUGCAAGGUGAUUAUGAAAAAGGCAGUGACAAAAAAAGGUCCGACGAAACUCGUCAGAUCCAACUAGAAAGCUUGACCCUUAACUUUCAGAGCACCAGACAUUUGGACACUCCUACAUUCCCUUCUAAUACCGAUGCAUCGUGUAGUAAGUCUACUAUGUCUGAUCUACUUUCAGAGUUUGAGUUAUCUCAAAAAAACAGCCAGUUAUUCAGUAGUUCCGGCGGAAAAGAAAUUUGUGCGGCUGAAAUUAGUGAAUUCUCUUCCGAGUCUGCCUCAGGUACCACAUUUCGAAAUAUUUCAGCUGUUAGUUUCAACGAGGGGCCAACGAUUCCCAGUCCAAAUGCCCACUCGAGUAACAAUGACCAAGUACCAAAACAGAUUCUCUUGCAAGAGAAUACUUGCAAAAUGCAGGAGGUUUCAAAAACUCGAAUCCAUGCACAAAAUUUGAUGGAUGUUACAGGUAGUACCAGCAAUAUUGAUUAUUCAAAAAAUUCCGAGUCCAGGGAAGUUAGCUCAAAUAAGAACAACACUGGCAAGAUGGUUAAUGGACAUAAAGCAAGAGCGGGGAGACCGAAAAAAGAAAAGGAGAACCAAGUUGAAUGGGAUCUAUUGAGAAAACAGGCACAGGUAGAUGGUAAAGAAACAGAAAGAACAGCCAAUAGAAUGGACUCAGUGGACUGGGACGCUGUUAGAUGUGCAGACGUUAACGACAUCGCGCAGACUAUCAAAGAAAGGGGAAUGAACAAUAUGCUAGCAGAGAGAAUCAAGGAAUUCCUCAACCGCAUUGUUAGAGACCACGGAAGCAUUGAUCUAGAAUGGCUUAGGGACGUUCCACCGGACAAAGCAAAAGAGUAUCUAUUAAGUUUCAGAGGAUUGGGUUUGAAGAGUGUGGAAUGCGUGCGGCUUUUGACGCUUCACCACCUUGCCUUUCCAGUUGACACCAAUGUUGGCCGUAUAGCCGUACGAUUAGGAUGGGUACCUCUUCAGCCAUUACCCGAGUCGCUUCAGCUACAUCUACUGGAAAUGUACCCUGUAUUGGAGUCUAUUCAGAAAUAUCUGUGGCCUAGGCUCUGCAAGCUUGAUCAAAGAACACUAUAUGAGCUGCAUUAUCAAAUGAUCACGUUUGGAAAGGUAUUUUGCACAAAGAGCAAACCAAAUUGCAAUGCAUGUCCUAUGAGAGGAGAAUGCAGACAUUUUGCAAGUGCAUUUGCAAGUGCAAGACUCGCUCUCCCAGCACCAGAGGAGAAGAGUAUCGUGGGUGCCGUAGUAAAUAGAACAGCAGAUCAAAAUCCAACAAGUAGUAGAAAUACCUUAGAGUUGUUGCCUUCACCUCCGUCUAAUCAAACGGUUGCUGAAUCUGGAGUUAGCAAUUCCCAACCAAUCAUUGAAGAACCUGCUUCACCAGAGCCAGAGUAUCCAGAAGUUCUAGAAUCUGACAUUGAGAAUGCUUUCAACGAAGACCCUGAUGAGAUUCCUACAAUCCGACUCAAUAUGGAACAGUUCACUCACAAUCUGCAGAAGAUUAUGGAACAGAACACACAACUAGACGAGGGCGAUAUGUCAAAAGCCUUGGUAGCUUUAACUUCAGAGGCUGCUUCGAUCCCUGUUCCGAAACUCAAGAAUAUGAGCCGACUCAGAACAGAACAUCAAGUCUAUGAGCUUCCAGAUUCACACCCUCUACUAGAAGAGAUGGACAAACGAGAACCUGAUGAUCCUUCUCCUUACCUACUUGCAAUAUGGACCCCAGGUGAAACCAUGAAUUCUAUUGAUCCACCAGAAAGACGGUGCAUAUCGGAAGGGUUUGACAAAUUAUGCACAGAUGAGACAUGUUCUGCAUGCAACAGCAUAAGAGAAGCAAACUCUCAAACUGUUAGGGGGACUCUUCUGAUACCAUGCAGAACAGCCAUGAGAGGAAGCUUUCCACUAAAUGGCACAUAUUUUCAAGUAAAUGAGGUAUUUUCUGAUCACGAAAGUAGUCUAUCUCCGAUGAACAUUCCAAGACAGUGGUUAUGGAACUUGCCAAGGAGAACAGUGUACUUUGGGACGUCAAUUCCAACCAUCUUUAAAGGGCUGUCCACGGAAGGAAUUCAGUACUGCUUUUGGAGAGGGUUUGUCUGUGUCAGAGGUUUCGACAGGAAAUCGAGAGCACCGCGUCCCUUGAUCGCCAGGUUGCACUUCCCCGCCAGCAGCAGAUUAGGGAAAGGGAAAGGAAAGGUAGAUGAGAAGGAUAACUAGACUUCAGUUAGAAACAUCAAGGAAAACAUGUUCUUUAGCUUGUAUAAUAUUGAAAUAGGGUUGCACUUGUUGUAUUAAUCGGAAAUAAUUUUAAUUUCUUCGGCAAACAUGAAAUGUUGAUUUUCGUGCAGGGAUUUUUUUUAGGAAUGAGACUUUUCUUCUAUCUU